Molecule: messenger RNA, 4142 nt
Organism: Colossoma macropomum (tambaqui)
Lineage: Eukaryota; Metazoa; Chordata; Actinopteri; Characiformes; Serrasalmidae
Product: huntingtin-interacting protein 1-related protein-like
Biological process (GO): endocytosis; clathrin coat assembly; actin filament organization
Cellular component (GO): actin cortical patch; clathrin-coated vesicle
Molecular function (GO): phosphatidylinositol-3,5-bisphosphate binding; clathrin-cargo adaptor activity; phosphatidylinositol-3,4-bisphosphate binding
Source: RefSeq, a predicted model, not a curated record
CCGCACACGAGGAUGCCAUCUUCUAUAAUUUAACUCUCUCAAGCUCCUUGGCUAUUUUAAAACCUCAGUACUUACGUAACCUUCAGCUCAGGGAAUCUGACACAACACCAAAGGACCGACAAAAUGUCUUCCAAGACGAAAAGUGAGAAAACAGACAAAUCUGAAAAGGCUCUGGCAGCGGAAAAGGAACAAUUCGUCAAACUACAGCUCCAGAGCAUUGGAAAGUCCAUCACCACUGCUGAAGCACCAAUAAAGGAGAAAUAUGCUCGCAAGAUCCUGUUGGGAACACAUAAAGAAGGUGGAGCUGUAACGUUCUGGUCCCAUGCUGUGAGCUUACCUCUGGCCAGCAGUGCCAUCCUGAGCUGGAAGUUCUGCCACAUGGUGCACAAGCUCUUACGGGAUGGUCAUCCCAACACCGUGCGAGAUAGCCGUGGACACGUCCCCAGUAUUAAGCAAAUGGGAACUUUAUGGGGAAGCCUCCAUGACCGAUAUGGUCACAUUGUUGCUCUGUAUGCGAAGUUCCUGUGCAUCAAAAUAGACUUCCACUGUAAGCACAAAGAGAUUCCAGCAAAUCUCGAAACUCCAGACGAGGUACUUGAGAGGACUAUUGCAGUAGAUAUCAACAAAGUGUUUGAAACAACUGGUGAGGUGCUCGACUACAUGGAUGCAGCACUUUUGCUACAAGAAACAGUUUUCAGACAACUUGAAACCAACUCUACAAGCUCGACCACUCCAGUGGGGCAGUGCCGCCUGGCUCCUCUGGUCUUGGUCAUCCAGGACUGCAGCCCCCUCUAUCACUACUUGGUCAAGCUCCUCUUCAAGCUGCACGGUCGUAUACCAGUGGAUGCUCUGCUAGGACAUCGGGAGCGAUUCCGCGACCAGUUCGACAAUCUUACCCAGUUCUUUGAGAAAGCCAGAGGCAUGGAGUUCUUCAAGACUAUCAUCCAGAUCCCUGACCUUCCUGAUUCCCCUCCAAAUUUCCUCCGAGCGGCUUCGUUGGCUGACCAUGUCAAGCCAGUGGUGGUUCGCAAUCAAGAACUGCCUGAUGAUGACGACACAGAGACUCAGCUGGAUUUUGGUGAAGCCCCUGGAUACCAAAUGUUCUAUGCAUACAACCAGUAUGACCCACCAAAUGAUGUACCAGUGCAAAGGGAGACUGAGGCAGACUCUUUGAGGAGAGAGCUGGAAGCAGUGAAGCCUGAGCUCCAGAUGUUCAAAGCAGAGGCCCAGCGUGCUGUGGUCCAGCUGAAGGAGAAGGUGAAUAUGCUGGAAGCAGAGCUGGAGGAGCAGCGCACCCAUAAGCAGAUGGCCCUAGUGGAGAACGAGCAUCUCCGCAUGGAGGUGGAGUCUCUCAGGACCCAGAGUGCUGUGGCUGCCAGCCUACAGGCUUCAGCAGAUGAUGCAGGCAGCCGGGCUCAAACCGCCCAGAUGCAUUUCUCCCGGCUUAAAGAGAAACACGCUGAGCUGGUCACCAGACACGCCGACCUCAUGAGAAAAAAUGCAGACAUGGUGAAGCAGCUGUCCAGCACUCAGCAAACCCAGGAGGAGUUGAUCAAGACCAAAGAGCAGAUGGCACAAGAGCUAGAGCAGCUCAGGCAGGAGAAGUACACAAAGGCUGAAUCACAGAAGGCGGAAAUUGUGCGAUUGAAGCAGGAGCUGCAGAGUGGGAAAGCUGAAAUAAUGCAAGUUCAGACUGCUCUGCAGAGCAAAGAAAAGUCAGGAGACCAGCUGAGCAGUGUGUUGGUGGGGCUGCAGGCAGAGAAAGAGAUGCUACUGCGCUCUGUGAAAGAGCUGGAGACUGAGCUCGCUAACCUACGUCAGGCUGCUCAGCUGCACCAGACCACUCUGCAGCAGGAGAGAGAGAGGAGCCAGAGAGAGAUGAGCUCCCUGCAGAGCCAGCUGCAAGACAAAGUGUGUCGGGAGCAGCAGCAGCAGUUGGACCUGGACAAACUGAAGAGAGAGCUGGAGUUAAAAAGAGCAGAGGCACUUGGUGCCCAGACUGCUCUGCAGAGUAAAGAGGCGACAGGAGACCAACUUAGCAGUGUGUUGGUGGGGCUGCAGGCAGAGAAAGACAUGCUGCUGCGGUCUUUGAAAGAGCAGGAGACUGAGCUCGCUAACCUGCGUCAGGCUGCUCAGCUGCACCAGACCACUCUGCAGCAGGAGAGAGAGAAGAACCAGAGAGAGAUGAGCUCCUUGCAGAGCCAGCUGCAACAAAUACUGCAGAGGGAGCAGGAUCAGCAGCUGGAGAUUGCCAGACUGAAACGAGAGUUAGAGGAGAGGAGAGCAGAGGCGUUCAGUGCCCAAAGUGCUCUUAACAAUAAGGAAAUGGCAGGAGACGAGAUAAACAGUGUGUUGGUGGGGCUGCAGGCGGAGAAGGAAGUGCUGCUGCACUCUGUGAAAAAGCAGGAGGCAGAGCUAAUUACCCUGCGGCAGGCUGCUAAGCUGCACCAGGCCACUCUGGUACAGGAGAGAGAGAGGAGCCAGCGGGAGACAAGCUCCCUGCAGAGCCAGCUGCAGGCCAAGUCGAGUCGGGAGUCUAUGCUACAGCAGAAGCUGCAGGAGGAGCAGUUCUGUCUGCUGCAGUGUGCUGUCGUGGAGGCUGAGGGCAUCAUACUGGACGCUGUGGCCAAAGUGGACGACCCCAUGCAUGUGCGUUGUGUUUCCACUCCAGAAUAUUUGAUCAACCGAGCUGAAACAACCCUGGUCUCCAUUGACAAGAUGCAGCAGAGCCAUGCUGGCUACUUGAGAAACAUGGACGAUGCCAGCGGGUUGUUGAGAGCAGUGACCCAGUUCUCUCACCUUGCAGCGGACACUAUUGUUAAUGGAGCUGCCACUGCUCACUCUGUUCCCACUGACCAAGCUGACCGGCUGACAGAUAACUGCAGGGACUGCGCUACCCAUUGCCUCCAGUUCCUCAAAGAGCUGAAGCUGAAGCCCACCCUACAGCGGGCUGACCCCACCGCCAUCCGCUAUGUGAUCCAGCGCAUCCUCAACCAAGGCCAUGACCUGCGGCACAAAGACGCAGACAUUCAGAAAGCGGAACUGGCCGACAUGGUGGAUAUGGAGAUGGCUGCUACUUCCACGGCUAUUGAGGAAGCUGUGCUGAGAAUGGACGAAAUUUUAAGCCAGGCAAGAAGAGAUACAUCAGGAGUAAAACUGGAGGUUAACCAAAGCAUUAUUGGUUCCUGCUCUGAUCUUAUGAAGGCCAUACACAUGCUGGUAACUGCUGCCACUGAUUUACAGAAAGACAUUGUGGAGAGUGGUCGGGGAGUUGGCUCUGUGAAAGACUUCUACGCCAAGAAUUCCUGCUGGACUGAAGGGCUCAUUUCGGCCUCCAAGACUGUAGGCUGGGCAGCCACACAGAUGGUUGAGUCCGCUGACAAAGUAGUGACAGAUCGAGGCAAAUAUGAAGAGCUGAUCGUGUGCUCCCAUGAGAUCGCUGCUAGCACUGCCCAACUAGUGGCUGCCUCUAAGGUAAAGGCUGACCGAAGCAAUAAGAAGCUUCACACACUGCAGCAGGCUUCACGUCAUGUGAAUGAUAUGGCUGCGGUCGUCGUAACUUCAACUAAGGCUGGGCAGAUGCAGAUUGAAGAUAAGAACCCCAUGGAUUUCUCAGGCAUUUCCCUGAUCAAGCUGAAGACAGAGGAAAUGGAGUCUCAGGUUCGAGUGCUGGAGCUAGAGUCUAAGUUGUCCAGUGAGCGUCAGCGGCUGGGGGAGCUAAGGAAAAAGCACUAUGAGUUGGCUGGAGUGCCUCUUGAUCAGCCUGUAGAGAGAAACUUUGACAGGUUUGUCAGUGUCUUACCUGCAGCUAUGCCUGACCCACUGCUGCCUGAGCCACCGCUGCCUGAACCUCCGCUGCCCGAACCACCUUUUCUAAUGCUGCCCGAACUACCGCUGCCUGAACCGCCGCUGCCCGAACCACCACUGCCUGAACCAUCACUGCGUGAGCCACCUAAACCAGAGCCUCCUAAAAGCACAUCCUCUAAAAGGUCCAUUUUCCACAGAUCUGGCACCCUCCUUAAGAAUGCAUUUAGGUGAAGCCCUUGAGAAGUGACAAGGACCCAUUAUUAUUGAACAUCAACAUCCUUUGUAUUACACCUCAAUUUGUCAUCAUAGCUAUCAUUCAUGUUUCAUCAUUCAGA